AUUCACCCCACAGCACAGGAAGUGAGGCCUACGCCAGUCCCAGCCUCAGGACUUCCUGAGCUCUGGGCAGGUCCUCUCAGUCCACACAUCAUCCAGACGGGACAGCCCAGUCCAGACCAGCCACAGGUGAGGUGGCCUGAUGGCCUAGGGCAAAGGCCCUGGGUCUAGUCUCUUCCCCAUCCACCCCAAGUCUGUCUUCUCUCAGGAGGGACUCAUUAACACAUGUGUCCUGAGCACCCCGAAAUGACAUCACAGAAGGGCAGAAAGCAGCUGAAGGGGGAAUGUGAAAGGCAGAAAGGGAGCCAUAGUUGCCAGGCAACCAGCCUAGCCCACCUUUGUUUGCUUUGGUGACAGCAAUGAAGGUCUGGUCAGGGCCCCUUGGCCAUGCUCACGCCUUUUCCUCUCAACAGUGGCUUCUUUGAGUCCGGGUGCAGCUCUGGUCACCUGGUGGCCUCUUCAGCUCAGCCCCUCACAAAGUGUAGGCCUGAAGGACCACCCUGAAUUGCCCUUGUAGGACCCAGGAUGGCUACCCAGCAGAAUCAGAUUCUCAUGGACCAACUGGCAAUCAAGAAGACAAUCUGGAAUGAUGAGUUCUGGCAGAACCCCUGGGACCAGGGAGGCCUGGCUGUGAUUAUCUUAUUCAUCGCCGCUGUCCUGCUUCUCAUCUUAUUUGCCAUCAUGUUUGAUUUACUCACUUCCACAAAAAACACCCAGUGUGAAAAGCAUGAAGAAGAGUGACCUGAAUUCCUGGGGGCUGAGACGGCAGCAGGGGGAGGCGAGCUGACCCCCCUAUUCCGGUGGUGGGUCUCUCUGUGAUUGCCUCUGGCUCAGGGGCCAAGCCCUGGUGCCUUCUUUUCCCACCAGGAAAGAAUCUAGGAAAAUACUGCAUCUGGCUUAGGGUUACUCAGACUAAUAAGAUGAGGAGGCUGGUCUGAAACCAAUUCUGGGUCCCUGACCCUAUUGUUUUUAGGGAACCCUAAAAGCACAUGGAAAGGACAGCUCCACUGGCUCUGGUGGAAGGAGCAAUGGCUAACAAGGUUCUCUAACAGGCUCACAGGCCCAGCCAGCAAUUUCACAAAUCCUUGACAGAAAAAAGACACAACCAAAUGAAGAAAAAAUUCCUUUUCAAAUCUGCUAA
Messenger RNA from Saimiri boliviensis boliviensis (Bolivian squirrel monkey), 1138 nucleotides. NCBI's taxonomy places the organism in Eukaryota, Metazoa, Chordata, Mammalia, Primates, Cebidae. The record is from RefSeq and is a predicted model, not a curated record.